Messenger RNA from Carya illinoinensis, 2396 nucleotides. RefSeq names its product SUN domain-containing protein 4. Gene Ontology annotation, biological process: protein folding in endoplasmic reticulum. Gene Ontology annotation, cellular component: cytoplasm; membrane. Lineage: Eukaryota; Viridiplantae; Streptophyta; Magnoliopsida; Fagales; Juglandaceae. The record is from RefSeq and is a predicted model, not a curated record. Bases 622 to 2379 code for a protein of 585 amino acids. The transcript has 6 exons.
AAUUCCCUUUGUAAAAACCGCAGAGAGAGAGAGAGAGAGAGUAGUAAAUGUAAAUAAGAGUGUAACGACAGACAUUCGGUGGAAAGAAAUAGGAAGCCGUUACAGGAGAAAGUGACAAGGAGGAGGAAGAAGAUGAAUUGACGAGUAUUAAAAACGACGAGUGGGAGGAGGAAUGAUGGAUACAUAUGCCCAAACCACAAGGCAACGCAUAGACAAAUAGAAUCGCCUUUCGUUAUGCCUUGUACAUGACGCUGAUUCUGCCUUCUCCGAUCUCCAUCCUGCUCCAAAUUUAAAUAUUCAUAUCCCAGUUUCUUUUCGUUGUUCACAAUCCUCGGUUGGAGCCAAACCAAGCCAAUAAAAAAAAUUUUAAAAAAAAAACCGAGAUCUAAGAGUGAUUCGAUUUAUGUGCUCGAGCUGAAUCGCCCACCAAGAUCUCCUUUCUCUUUCUCUCUAUAUGGGUUCCUGUUCUAAUCUACCUAUAUAUUGUAUGUAUGUUUGUUUUUUUGGUGCUUUGUCUUUCUUUGGAUAAGGAACAGAUCAACUCAAUUAAGGGAAGUAAUUGGGGGAUCUCCUGUUUUCUUUAAUUGCUCAACUGUCAGCAUUGGACCGGAUUGAUGAGCGAUGCAGAGGUCACGUAGAGCUUUUCUGCAAAGAAGAGCUUUGGAGAAGGCUAUAAGUGGAAGAACUAGAUUGUACAAGGUUUCUCUUUCUUUGGUGUUUGUUUUGUGGGGGCUUGUCUUCCUUUUUAGCUUAUGGAUCAGUCACGGCCAUGGUUAUAGAGAUGAAUCUGCUGUAUUUUUUGCUGGCACAUCAACUUGGGAUGAAGCUAAGGUGGGAUGUAAUGAACACUCAUAUACUACAGAUAAUCAUCCACCAACGGAGGCUUUGUGUACAGAUGCUGCUGAAACCAGAGGUUAUGGUAGUAAAUCAGUUGCUGAUGAUGGCAGCACAAAUUAUGUCUCAGUUGAAGUGAGCAGAAAUGAUGUCUCAACUGUUGGAGAGCAACCUGCAGUGGAGAACUCCCUUUCUGCUCCGAAAUCGGAAAAUGACGCUCCAAAGAAUGAUCGUCUCUCUCACACUGUCCCACUUGGUCUUGAUGAAUUCAAAAGCAGAGCCUUUAGUUCUGUAAGCAAAUCUGAACCUGGUCAGGCUGGAAGCGUAAUACGCAAAGUUGAGCCUGGGGGUGCCGAGUACAAUUAUGCUUCAGCAUCAAAAGGAGCAAAGAUUUUGGCAUUUAACAAGGAAGCCAAGGGUGCCUCUAAUAUCUUAGGUAGAGAUAAGGACAAGUAUCUUCGGAAUCCCUGUUCUGUGGAUGAGAAAUUUGCCAUUAUAGAGCUUUCAGAAGAAAUCUUAGUAGAUACAAUUGAAAUAGCUAAUUUUGAGCACCACUCUUCUAAUUUGAAGGACUUUGAGUUGCUUGGAAGUUUGGUUUAUCCAACAGAUGAAUGGGUCAAACUAGGGAAUUUCACUGCUUCAAACGUUAAGCAUGCACAGAGGUUUGUUCUUCAGGAUCCAAAAUGGGUAAGAUACCUAAAGUUGAAUCUUUUGAGCCAUUAUGGUUCGGAAUUCUAUUGUACAUUGAGUUUUGUUGAAGUUUAUGGUGUGGAUGCUGUUGAAAGAAUGCUGGAAGAUUUGAUAGCUGCUCAAGAUAAAAAGUUGUAUGUGCCCGAGGAAGGAACUGGUGACAAAAAGGAAACACCCUCCCAACCAGAGCCCACAGAGAGUGUUGACCUUGAUCAAGAUAUCACAGAAACUGAAAUUACUUCUGCACGUGAAACUGUAAAAACGAACGUGCCUGAUCCAGUAGAAGAGAUGCGUCACCCACAAGUUGGCAGGAUGCCGGGGGAUACGGUUCUCAAGAUAUUGAUGCAGAAAGUGCAUUCCCUGGAUUUAAAUUUAUCAGUUUUGGAGCGGUAUUUGGAGGAAUUGGUUUCCAGAUAUGGCAAUAUUUUCAAAGAUAUCAAGGAAGAUAUAGGAGAGAAAGAUGUAAUUUUAGAAAGGAUCAGGGAGGACAUACGGCAUCUUCUUGAAAAUCAGGAAGUCAUUGCUAAAGAUGUUGGUGAUUUUAUUUCUUGGAGGUCCCUUGUUUCAUUGCAGUUAGAUAAUUUACUCAGGGACAAUGCUGUUCUCAGAUCCCAGGUUGAUAAGGUCAAGGAGGAUCAGUUUUCAAUGGAGAAUAAGGGUAUUGUGGUAUUCGUUGUAUGUUUAAUUUUUUCAGUUCUAGCUCUUGUGAGAUUAUUUCUAGAUCUGGCGGUAAGUGUUUAUAUGGCAUUGAGUGUUCAUAGAAUAAAUGAGUCCGGGAAAUUUUGUUGGAUGAGCUCGCCCUGGCUGUUCUUGCUAUUUAGCUGUAGCACUAUUAUCUUCAUACUAUCAAUAUAAAACACAUCUUGGAGUUA